GACGCACCCUCUUCCAGUUUUCUUCUCUCCUGCCAAGCAUCUGGGUUGCACUGCCCCGGGACCUCGCCAUUCUCCUCUGGACCAACCAUGGAGCGCGAAGUCCAGCGGCUUCGGCAGGCGUUCCGGUCCGGCCGGUCGCGACCCCUACAGUUCCGGCUGCAGCAGCUCGAAGCCCUGCGGAGGAUGGUUCAGGAGCACGAGAAGGACAUCCUGGCGGCCAUCGGCGCCGACCUGUGCAAGAAUGAAUUCAAUGUGUACAGCCAGGAAGUCAUUACCAUACUUGGGGAAAUUAAUUUUAUGCUGGCAAAUCUUUCUGAGUGGGUUACUCCUAAACCAGUUAAGAAGAACCUGUUCACCAUGCUGGAUGAGGCCUAUGUUCAACCAGAGCCUUUAGGAGUCGUCCUGAUUAUUGGAGCUUGGAACUACCCAUUUGUUCUCACCCUGCAUCCACUGGUGGGAGCCAUCGCUGCAGGGAAUGCUGCGAUUAUCAAGCCUUCUGAAUUAAGUGAAAAUACUGCCAAGAUCUUGACCAAGCUUCUCCCUCAGUAUUUAGACCAGCACCUGUAUGCUGUUAUUAAUGGUGGUGUUGAAGAAACCACAGAGCUCCUGAAGCAUCGAUUUGACUACAUUCUCUACACUGGAAAUGCUGCGGUUGGAAAAAUUGUUAUGGAAGCUGCUGCUAAGCAUCUGACCCCUAUGACACUUGAAUUGGGAGGGAAAAGUCCAUGUUAUGUUGAUAAAGACUGUGACCUAGAUGUUGCUUGCAGACGCAUAACCUGGGGAAAGUUGAUGAACUGUGGUCAAACGUGCAUCGCUCCUGACUAUGUUCUCUGUGAUGCCUCCCUCCAGAAUCAAAUUGUGCAGAAGAUUAAGGAAACCGUGAAGGAAUUUUAUGGAGAAAAUGUAAAAGAAUCUCCUGAUUAUGAAAGGAUCAUCAAUCUUCGUCAUUUUAAGAGGUUGCAAAGUUUGCUUGACGGACAAAAGAUAGCUUUUGGUGGGGAUACUGAUGAGGCCACACGCUACAUAGCCCCAACAAUACUUACUGAUGUUGAUCCUAAAUCUAAGGUGAUGCAAGAAGAAAUUUUUGGACCAGUUCUUCCAAUAGUGUCUGUGAAAAAUGCAGAUGAAGCCAUAAACUUCAUAAAUGAACGGGAAAAGCCUCUGGCUCUCUAUAUAUUUUCUCAUAACAAUAAGCUCAUCAAACGGAUGAUUGAUGAGACCUCCAGUGGUGGAGUCACAGUCAAUGAUGUCAUCAUGCAUUUUACACUCAAUUCACUGCCCUUUGGAGGAGUGGGUUCCAGUGGAAUGGGCGCAUAUCAUGGAAAACAUAGUUUUGAUACUUUUUCUCAUCAUCGUUCCUGUUUAUUAAAAAAUUUGAAGAGAGAAGGUGCCAACAAACUCAGAUAUCCUCCCAACAGCCAAUCAAAGGUGAAUGUGGCAAAGUUUUUGCUGCUGAAACAGUUCAACAAAGGAAAAUUUGGGCUCCUGUUGCUCACGUUUCUGUGUGCAGCAGCAGCUGUGCUCUUCAAGAAAUAUCAAGCUGUGCUGAGGAGAAAGGCUCUGUUACUCUGUGUGAUAGUUCACAGACUGCUUCGGUCCAAUAAACAGUGAUGAACGGGAAGUUUCAAAGUCCAGCUCUCUCUGUUAAGAGUAAGGCUGGAUACUACUGAGAGAAUGGUCCCGUUAACCUCCUAGCUGCCUGUACUGAAUUAUUUCGGUACUCAAUGGUUAAUGAAGAGUAAUUUUAAAAUUGUACCAAAAUCAGAAAUAUGUUGAUGCAGUGUGAUCAAACCUAAAAAUUGCUGUCCCUCACCGUUAUUAAAACUUGCCCUUUCAGCCAAAUUCCAAUAUCCUGUAAUAGUGAAUGUAUUCUGAGAACCUAUUCUUAAUCGUAGUGGGAGGCAAAAAUGUAUUAAGUGAAGUCCAUACUCUUUGGGGAUAUAAGGAGGUUUCAGAACUUGCUCAGUGACCUGUGCACCCUAGUUCACAAGACACCUCAUCUGCUCUGCCAUGCUGUUAUUUGGUGAAGCUUCCAAGAGCUGAACAUUUCCCAGGGUCCCCAGUGAUUCUCUGUAAUCCAGAGAGGUGGGGAGAGAUGUUCUCAGCUCCUUUUGAGGUUUGAGGCACUACAAUUGACCUUAAAAUUGCAAAUUAGUGGAUUUUCCAAGAACAAAUCUUUUUUGUCAUUUCUGUAGAGUACAUUUAAAGUGCAAGUACUUUUAUUUAUUUAUUUUUUUGAAAUUUCAGGAGUAAGUCUUUCUGAAUAAAU
This is a messenger RNA of Fukomys damarensis (Damara mole-rat), 2269 nucleotides long. RefSeq names its product aldehyde dehydrogenase 3 family member A2 (gene Aldh3a2). The coding region runs from base 88 to 1611 and encodes 507 amino acids. Gene Ontology annotation, cellular component: cytoplasm. The transcript is spliced from 11 exons. Lineage: Eukaryota; Metazoa; Chordata; Mammalia; Rodentia; Bathyergidae. The record is from RefSeq and is a predicted model, not a curated record. Gene Ontology annotation, molecular function: aldehyde dehydrogenase (NAD+) activity. Gene Ontology annotation, biological process: aldehyde metabolic process.